Messenger RNA from Trematosphaeria pertusa, 2814 nucleotides. Its product is annotated as glycoside hydrolase family 92 protein. NCBI's taxonomy places the organism in Eukaryota, Fungi, Ascomycota, Dothideomycetes, Pleosporales, Trematosphaeriaceae. Gene Ontology annotation, biological process: carbohydrate metabolic process; protein quality control for misfolded or incompletely synthesized proteins; glycoprotein catabolic process. Gene Ontology annotation, cellular component: cytosol; nucleus. The transcript has 9 exons. The record is from RefSeq and is a predicted model, not a curated record. Gene Ontology annotation, molecular function: peptide-N4-(N-acetyl-beta-glucosaminyl)asparagine amidase activity; carbohydrate binding. Bases 132 to 2774 code for a protein of 880 amino acids.
CCAAGGGUCCCUUCCCGUUCUUUGACUUCUUCUCGUCUCCACCCUCGUUCGUCCCAUAUAUGUGCUAGAUCUGCGUUUACAACCUCUCAUUAUCUCUCUCUGCAACCUUUAAUGUUCUUUUUGUUUUUUCUAUGUUUGCAACAUUCGUUUUCGUUCCAGUAUUUCUCUGGUGUGUCAUAGGCACCCAAGCUGCUGAGCUCGCUGACUAUGUCAAAACCUCCACCGGCUCUGAAAAUGGAGGAAAUACAUUUCCUGGAGUCAGCCGCCCGUUCGGCAUCGUCAAGCUUGGGCCGGACGUCUACACAGGAAAUGCCGCUUACUCAGGUUAUGCACCGAAUGGCGACUUGACCGCCUUCAGCUUGCUUCAUUUGAGCGGUACCGGCGGAGCGCCAAAGUAUGGCGUCGUAUCACAAAUGCCCGUGUCUGGCGCCAUUUCGAAUCCAUUACACGGAUACAAUGCUACCAGAGCUGCUGCCGACGUUACCGAGGUCGGAUACUACAAGUCAUCCCUGAAUAGCAGCGUCGACGUCGAAUUGGCUGCCACGGAGCGCGCAGGGAUGCUCAGAUACACCUUCGCUGAGGACGGUGUCUCAAAAAACGUGAUUGUGGACAUAUCCCAUAUUCUCCAUGCUUAUCGUGACCAAGGCUUGAGCCAACGUUACCUUGGCGGUAACAUAUCGGUCGUCGAGGACGACGGGCUGCUGUCAUAUAGAGGGCAUGGAUCGUACGAUAACGGCUGGAAUCGAUCUCCAAAAUGGACAGUGUACUUCUGCGGACAGUUCGAUUCUCCUGCUACGUUCAAGACAUUUGUCGGCUAUGGGACCGAUCGAACCACUCUGACUGAGUACUCUACGAGUCCUACGGUGCAAUCAACAUCUCGUCUGGGAGCUGUCUUUACCUUUGACGAGACUUCUAUCACUUCCCGCGUCGGGGUAUCCUUUGUCUCGGAAGAGCAAGCAUGUACCAGCCUAAACAAUGAGAUACCAGCGGGUACUAGUAUUGAGACGCUGCGGAACGAAACCCGUGGGGUCUGGAACGACCAGGUCUUGUCUAAAGUCACAACUACCGAUACAGAUCAGACGAAGCUUGAGCAACUUUACACCGCGCUUUACUUCAUGCAUCUUUUGCCCAUUAAUAAAACGGGCGAGAAUCCCAACUGGCAGUCGUCGGAGCCUUAUUAUGACGAUAUCUUCACUUUAUGGGAUAUCUUUCGAUGCACUACCCCUCUGUUCCAUGUCCUGCAGCCUGUCAUGUACGAGGAAUUCAUCCGAGCAUUAAUUGACAUUUGGAGGUUCGACCAUUACAUGCCAGACGCUAGAUCAUCGUUCUACAACGGCGCCACACAGGGCGGGUCGAAUGCUGAUACUGUUCUUGCUGAUGCGUUUGUCAAAGGUGUGCGUGGGAAGGUCAACUGGGAGGAUGGCUUUGCGGCUAUGCUCAAGGAUGCGGAAGUCACCCCUCCGGUUCGCAAUCUUGAUCGCGACCAGGGAGGUUCAACAAAAGAUGGAAGAGGAGCCUUGCCGGACUGGCUACAGCAUGGUUUUAUUACCCCCAAAUUCGUGCGGUCCGUUAGUCGGGCUAUUGAAUAUGCCGGAAACGAUUUUGGGUUAUACCAGGUUGCUUCGGGAUUGGGGAACGACUCCGCGGCCGCGAAGUGCCUGCACCGGUCUCGGUAUUGGCGAAAUCAUUACAACACGAACGUUACCUCUCUUGGAUUUUCGGGCUUCGUGAUGCCACGGAACGAGAGCGGCUUCAUAGAGUGGGACCCAAUGAGCUGUGGUGGCUGCUACUGGCUGGAUUACUACUACCAAGCCCUGCCUUGGGAGUAUACAUUUAACCCACAUCAUGACAUCAACACGGUCAUCGCCCUCUCCGGGGGACCGGAAGAAUUUGUCGAGAAACUGGACAUGAUCUUCAAGCCCCAGAUUCGACAGGCCGGCAAUGCGCGCUUCAACAACACGAUCCAGAAUCCGGGUAACCAGCCCAGCUUUGGCAGCCCUUUCCUGUUUAACUUCGCCGGGCGCCCCGAUAAAUCAGUCGAGCGCAGCCGCUACAUCGCGAAAACGUAUUACUCGCCGACGCCUGGAGGUCUUCCGGGAAACAGUGACGCCGGGGCUAUGGAAAGCUGGCUCCUCUGGGUAAUGAUUGGGCUCUAUCCCAUCACCGGGCAAACUACAUUUUUGAUCGGCUCGCCAUGGUUCUCCAACCUCACCAUCUCGCUAGGCGAUGACAAGCACUUACGGAUAACGAGUUCGGGAGGCUCAGAUGACGCCUACCAUGUCCAGAGUCUUACUAUCAAUGGCGGAAAGUGGACUAAGAGCUGGGUCGCAUGGCCAGAUGUGUUCGAGAGCGGAGGCGAGAUGCAUUUCGAGCUCGGAACGGAGCCCGCUAUGUGGGCGACUGGAGAGCUCCCUCCGAGUCCAGCAAGCGAAUUUGGCACUGAGGCGCGGGAUAGCGUACCCUUUGUGGAGCCGCAUGAUCCACUACCCAGCAGUACUAGGGGGAUCACCAAUAGUCCGGUUGCGAAGAGCACUCAGGAUUCCGUAUCAGGCGGCGCUUUGAAGGGAAGGGAGAUUGCAGUCAUUGUGGUGUUCUCUGUGCUCGGUACUGUUGGACUUGUGGCGCUCGCGUGGUUCAUCCUGAGAAGGGCACGGAGAAGGAGGGCCGCCGGUGGGGUGUCGCCAUUGCGGGAUAGUGAUGGAGAGAAGGUAGAAAAGGAGCCCCGAGGCACACCGCCGGUUCUGUCUUCGGAUUCGACGUUGAAUGUGCACUAACCCCGGAGAGAGCAGAGCAACUAUUUUAUUAAUAAGGAAG